Messenger RNA from Eucalyptus grandis, 1939 nucleotides. RefSeq names its product B-box zinc finger protein 19. The coding region runs from base 373 to 1008 and encodes 211 amino acids. The transcript is spliced from 6 exons. Gene Ontology annotation, cellular component: nucleus. Gene Ontology annotation, biological process: photomorphogenesis; regulation of DNA-templated transcription. Gene Ontology annotation, molecular function: zinc ion binding. Lineage: Eukaryota; Viridiplantae; Streptophyta; Magnoliopsida; Myrtales; Myrtaceae. The record is from RefSeq and is a predicted model, not a curated record.
AUUUCACGUAUCGGGCACACGGCAAAGUGCUCGUGGGAGCUUAAAAGGGGUGGGGAGCGAGUGACGUUCUCCAUCAUCUCGACUUUUUCGAAUAAGAAAAGAAACUCCACUGCAGCAGCACUGCCAUCUUUCCCCUCUCUCUUUCUUUCUUUUUCUCUCUCUCUCUCUCUUUGCGGUGUCUCUGCCGAACCGGAGAGGGGCCGACAAAUGAAAAGGAGGCGGAGGAGGAGAUGGAGAUGCCGAUGCCGAUGACGAUGCCGAUGCCGAUGAUGGACCGGAUUAGCCCGUAGAGAGGAAUCGGAUUGCUUUGCCGGAACAAGAGAUUUCGACGACGACGACGACGACGACGACGACGAAUAGGGAAGGAAAAAGAUGCGGACGAUCUGCGACGUGUGCGAGAAUGCUGCCGCGAUCUUCUUCUGCGCCGCCGACGAGGCCGCUCUGUGCCGCGCUUGCGACGAGAAGGUUCAUCUGUGCAACAAGCUGGCGAGUCGGCAUGUGCGCGUCGGGCUCGCCGAUCCUAGUGAGGUCCAGCGUUGCGAUAUAUGUGAGAAUGCCCCCGCCUUCUUUUACUGUGAGAUAGAUGGUAGUUCCCUCUGCCUGCAAUGCGACAUGCUCGUGCAUGUUGGCGGCAAGAGAACCCAUGGGAGAUAUCUCUUACUGAGGCAGAGAGUCGAGUUUCCUGGGGAUAAACCUGGUCGAUUAGAAUCGCAAACGCCUAAUCAGAAUGAGGUGAAGAGGGAGAAAGAUCAGCCACAUAAGCUUGCAAUGAAAGAGGUCCAGCAGAAUCACAGGGCAUCUCCAGUACCUGUCGGAGAUGCUAUUUCUAGCGGAGAAGGCAAGAUGCAGGACAAAAUGAUUGAUCUCAAUUCUCGGCCUCAAAGGACUAAAGGGCAGACUUCAAUGAACGAGGAUAUGGACGUAACAAAUGGCUCUAAUCUUGAAUCUGCCGGUGUUGUUCCUGUUGGAUCAUUUGAUAGACAGCCUGAGAUGAAGCAAAGCACAUGAAAAACUUUUGUAGCUUGUUGGGGCAGCAUCUGCACUGUAAUCGCCUGCUUGUCCUGCUCACCAUCUCUGCUCUUUUAGCUGGGAGAUUCACUUAACUUUCUGAAGGAAUAAGGAUGCUUGUGUUAUGGUGAGAGAAGGGAUUUCAGACGAUUCUGAUGUGUCACAGAAUGUUCUAAUGUGCUACAACCUAGUCAACAGAAUCAACUCUUGGUACAUGGUGGCUUUUGUCAGCUUCAUUUUUAAUGGACACUCUGUGAUGAUAGAAUAACUUUUGGCAUCCAAGAGCAAGUAGCAAACACAUUUAGUCGACUGAUUGUUUAGCAUCCACUUUUAGGUACUCAUCUGGCAAGAGAUUUUUCUCUGAAACUUGUGUUUUGUCUAUCAUGCUUGUUUCAGUUGGCGUGGGGCCUAUGUCUCUUUUUCAAGGGAUAAUAUGAGAGUUAUCCUAGAAGGAAUUGAUGGGAUGUUGAAUAUUAAAUUGCAGAAAACUUUUACUACUCUUUUGAUUCCUUCACCUUGCAUAAACUUAAGGAUUGGCGUAGCUUUCAUCAGUUUUUGCACGGACAAUAGAUAAAUUGCCAGGGAAUGAAGUGAAUUUUCUAAUUGGAUGGCGAAGAUUCAUUUUGAAUCAGGUUAGUUUGUGAAGUAUAAUGCCAUUUUAAAUGGACAGUAGAUUGUAAAUUCUGUUUCCACCCAUUCUUAAUGCUGAGGUGUUGAAGCAAUUUGCUUAGAGCUGGAAGUCAUGCAAACUUCGAUGUGAAACCAUAUCAAUUCUCUUCAUUUUAAGGUCUAGUUUGGUCAGGUUGCUGGUGCCAUUCAGUCACAGUUCAGACUGAGGGGAGAAAAACAGUCAAGAGGAUGCAUUAAGCAUUAGAUGUCUGAUGUUAUUGCUUUUUAAGUUUAUUAUGCACCUGUCUUGAAAUUAUGAGAA